GGUGGCGAGUUCUCACUCGCACAAAUGGUUGAUUCCGGAGGAACCUUUGGUGUGAGAUACAGUUUAUACACGGACAUUGUAACAAGACGGACCAAACCAGCGGUCUGGCGACAUGGAAGUGAAAAACGCUAACGCUGCCAUGCUCAGUAACUAUGAGGUUUUCAGACUCCUGACAGACCUGAAGCAGCAGAGAAAAGACAGUGGCAAAAGCAAGCACAGUGCAGGGCAGCAGAACCUAAACACCAUCAUGUAUGAGACACUGAAGUACCUGUCCAGCACACCCUGCAGCAGACAGAAUCCAGAGAUUGUCAAAGAGUUCCUCACCACCAUGAUGCCUCACAAACUUACAAAGGCUGAGAAGCUGCAGCUAUUGAACCACCGCCCACAGACAGCAGUGGAGAUUCAGCUAAUGGUAGAAGAGAGCGAAGAGCGGUUAUCAGAGGAGCAGAUUGAGGAGCUCAUCCAGACAGUUGCAGACGUCCUACCUGGGGAUCCAGAGCAGGAAAAUGCAGCUCCAGCAGAUGCAGAGAUGGGUGAAGCUGGCGAGCAGUCAUGAGAGGUCACAGGUGCCCAAACUGGAGUGGAGCAAGGACCGGAGUGAGAGCUUGUGUGUGUGUGUGUGUGUGUGUGUGUGUGUGUGUGUGUGUGUGUGUGUGUGUGUGUGUGUGUGUGUGUGUGUGUGUGUGUGUGUGUGUGUGUGUGUUUGCAUCCUGGCCACAGCUAAGAGGCCCCUGUUUCCUCUGAAAUGGCUUGUUCAAUUAAAAUGAUCAUGAAUCAUUUUAUGACUGCAAGAUGAGUAGAUAAUGACAUUUCUGUGUGUACAUGAAACUGGAUUCAAAUCCAUUGCGUCACACUUUUUCACUUGAAAUAUAUUUGACCAGCUUUAUCUUUAUCUGACUCGUCUAAUUUGUAUUUCACAAUGUAUAUUAUUUUUACAGAAACAAUCUCCUGUUACGUUGUAUAUUUUUGGUUUAUUACUCACUGUUCUUGUUAUGGUGCAUAGAAAAAGUUUUUUGGCUUCUUAUAUUUGCUAAGUAGAUUUCAGAGCUGUCAUGUCUGUCAUUCAUGCAAAUAAAUACAGUUCACACAUCAUUAUUACAGUGGCUGUGUAAUUAGUGGGAGCAAAAGGUGAUUGUUGUCAUGUAUUCAGUGGACGAAAUAAAAUAAAAUUUUUAAAUUA
Molecule: messenger RNA, 1180 nt
Organism: Betta splendens (Siamese fighting fish)
Lineage: Eukaryota; Metazoa; Chordata; Actinopteri; Anabantiformes; Osphronemidae
Gene: crcp
Product: calcitonin gene-related peptide-receptor component protein
Exons: 6
Coding region: 113-556 (147 amino acids)
Biological process (GO): transcription initiation at RNA polymerase III promoter
Cellular component (GO): RNA polymerase III complex
Molecular function (GO): nucleotide binding
Source: RefSeq, a predicted model, not a curated record